UGCUGAACCGAACUGAGGUCGGCAGUCCAAUCUAAGCGGAUGCGAUAGCGGCAAUUGACCAUCGCUAUCGGCCGCUAUCGCCGUCUCAGUGACGUCGCCCGUCACUUAGCUAUCUGCGAGGGCGGCCGGGUAGAGCUAGCGCCGCACAGUAGCGCAGACAGAGACGCCAGGCCACCUGUCACUGGGUAUCAUGAGCUGAUAAUGAUAGCGAUUGAUCCAGGCCUUCGUCGAUAUCGGCAUCUUUGGAUUGCUCGGCAAGGCUCCCGGACUUUCUGCUGUAACAAACCAACCAACCCACCAUCGGUAGAGUUCAAUAUUAAAGCGAUUUAUUUCAGAUGGAGACAGGCGAUUGCACUAACUACUUCACAUUUACCUCUUUUGCGUAAAACCGUACAGUAUCGCACACCAUUGUCCGUGUUCCAGGCAUUGUGACAUAGCGAAUUUCAGUGUGAAUGAAGGCCUCUGCUCUGUGCCAGUUUCAACAGAAUCCAUGUCCGACGAGUAAAAAUCGUGCUCUCUGCACGCCCGGUGUGUGAGACGGUCACCGGCUAAUCGGGGUGUUAUCGGGCGCGUUUUUCCUGAUCCAACCGAGAGCGUGCACCGAUGGCGCGGCAGAUACCCCGGCGCGGCGGCGGGGAGGGUCACAGCGCAGAGGACGGACGACGGCCGGCCGGCCGGUGAAAGGAGCGCGAACGGGUUAUCCCGCCCGGGCGCUGCAGUUGAGCCCGCCCGCCCCGCCUCACAGCUCCAUAUAUAAGAGCCGGGCCAGACUCAGUGGCAUCACUUCGGACCGACUCAUCCCAGUGACCACCACCUCCGUCAUGAAGCUGAUCGUGCUGAGCUGCGUGCUGGCCUGCGCGGUGUCGCUGCCGCAGCAGCUGCUGUCGCCCAAGGAGCUGCGGGACAUUGACCGUGCCGCGGUCAUCACCUCCUUCACCAACGAGAACCUGGCCGACGGCAGCAACGAAAACGCGUUCACGGCCGAUAACGGUCUGGAGCGUCGUGAGCGGAUCGUGCUGAAACAGGUGGAGAUCAUCAACAGUGACGGACAGACCGAGUACCGCACCGUGCCCACCUACCAGGGAUCCUUCAAGUACCAGCAGGAGGAUGGACAGGUGAUCGAGAGGACCUACGUCACCGACGAAUACGGCACCCUGCAGAUCGACGGACCCGACCUGCCGCUGCCCGUGCCCGACCCGCACCCCCAGUAAAUAUCGACCCGACGACGGCCGGCGCGCAGUGCUCAGCACCCCGCUGACUGAGAGAUCAGCGGUCAGAGAAGACAUCAGAAGCCGCCGCGAGGCCGCAGUCCUUCCACCCAUCUCACUCGUGCAUACGUGUUUGUCGACGCUAAUAUAUGAAUGACAUCAUCGCGUAUAAA
Molecule: messenger RNA, 1381 nt
Organism: Amphibalanus amphitrite
Lineage: Eukaryota; Metazoa; Arthropoda; Thecostraca; Balanomorpha; Balanidae
Product: cuticle protein AMP1B-like
Exons: 4
Coding region: 822-1211 (129 amino acids)
Source: RefSeq, a predicted model, not a curated record